CUCUGUGGUCGUGUUAAAAAAUUGUUCGUUUAUGUCAGUUUGUCAGUAUCGGCUGUCUUCUAAUUAUUUAUUCCAAAACAAUAUCAUAAAAUUGCUUUUUUAAUUUUUUACAAAAUUAUACUUAAAUUAAACAUCACAGUAUGGAUCACAUAGCAUCAGAAAAAGGAGAUACAACAGAAAAUCAAGAUCCAAAUUCUGUAUCGAAUGGCGCAACUAAAAUCAUGGAUAAACCCGUGGUCAACGAAAAAAUAUUGCAGAUAGAUCCACCAGCGGAGUGCUCAGCCGGUACAUCCGAUACCACAGAGGAAAGCGAAGUCUGCGAGAUCCCAGAACAAGUCGAAUUUACUGUAGUUUUUAACAAAGUGAAACAUGAUAUUACGUUUGCUUACGACGCCACAGUGUUAGAACUAAAAGCUCAUUUGGAAAGGAUAUGCGGCGUUCCGCAAUCAGCUCAAAAAUUAAUCAUCAAAGGUAUGGCUCGCGAUGAAAUGACGCUCAGGAAAGCUGGAAUAGUCAAAGGAGGAAAAGUUAUGCUUGUAGGAUCCAAAAUGGAUGACAUAUUGGCUGUGAAAAGUGUCCCAAAGGAAAUUUUAGAAGAAAAAGCUACAACCCAAACUAGUAAAGAACCAUUAUGCAUGCAAAAAAUUCAUAGGAAAGUACUUGAUAAAGGUAUUCCGCCUGAUGUAAUGCCAGGAAUUAAAGGAGUAAAGGAGCCUCUACCACCAGUACCUUUAAGUGGUAUGUUAAAUAAACAUGGCGGUAAAGUAAGAUUAACAUUCAAACCAGAUCAGGAUCAACUUUGGUUAGGCACUAAAGAACGUACAGAGAAACUUGCCAUGACUUCUAUCAAAAGUAUCACAUCUGAACCUAUAAAAGAUCACGAAGAAUAUCACAUCAUGGUAAGUUAAUUUAAUUUAUUUUUAUUUCAUAUAAAUCUAGUACGAGUGAAUUA
Bombyx mandarina (wild silkworm) is the source of this 952-nucleotide messenger RNA. Its product is annotated as ubiquitin domain-containing protein UBFD1. Gene Ontology annotation, molecular function: RNA binding; cadherin binding. Lineage: Eukaryota; Metazoa; Arthropoda; Insecta; Lepidoptera; Bombycidae. The record is from RefSeq and is a predicted model, not a curated record.